Molecule: messenger RNA, 1290 nt
Organism: Exophiala xenobiotica
Lineage: Eukaryota; Fungi; Ascomycota; Eurotiomycetes; Chaetothyriales; Herpotrichiellaceae
Exons: 4
Coding region: 1-1290 (429 amino acids)
Source: RefSeq, a predicted model, not a curated record
AUGGCUGAACCGCAAACGCCGACCAAGCCCAACAGGUCCGUAGGGAGCUUUGGCUCUCUACGGAGCCUCAAGAGCAAGUUGUCGAGCUUCUCAUUGAGGGCCCGAAAGCCUUCACUUCUAAAAGAUAUCUCCGAGCAUCCAGGGUUCUCUGGCAAUGCGACCUUCUCCCCUCGCGAUCGCCCGCAGAUGAUCACAACCUCAGGCGCGCCUGAAGUUUACAGUUGGGCUGAUGAUAGGAGAAGAAUUGAGGCCGAGCGAAACGUUGACCCUAAUCGUAACCUUGGUCGCGUCACAUUCAACUUUCUCCCGGCGCAAGUUCUUCCCAGACCCCCGAGAAGCACCGGCAAAUUCGUCCCCAUGGACCCCCCAUUCAACGCUCGUCAAAUGCCUACGGAAGCUGCUGCGAAGAGCCCGUACCGCUCGUCUGCUGGGUCACGGGGCCGCAACGAUCGAAAGAGCACCGAAUCUCAAAAAAACAUCUUUGGCAUGAGAUCCAAUAAAUCUCAGCUCCAAAUCAACACCAGACCUUCCUCAGAUACCGAAAUCUACGAAUCAUUCCAGCCAGGCUCACCAACAGGUCCAGUGCCUGCGCUCACCCACCCCAAAACACCAGUCGAUAGCCCCAGAACCGCAACUACACCGGUCUCUGAGACCUUCGAUACAAAGAAGUCUAGUCUGCGCAAGGUCACUGACCUGUUCAAACAAAAGAGUGACAAGCAAUCUGACAAGCAAAUUGACAAGCAAAUCGAUACCGUACUAUCGCCUACUUCUGCUCGUGCUGUUGAUGGUGGUCCGCUUCGCACAUUCCAACGUCCGGAUCUUGAACGAUACCUGCGCACCACUUUGAACUGUCACACCUAUGACUAUUCCCCCGACCAGCCAUAUCCGCGCCACCCAAACACCGGUCGAGCCUGGCAUUCCCGCAAUCUGAAAUGCACCACUUGCAUGGACCAAUGCUGCGCUGUCUGCGGACGCGCUUGCUGCGCCUACAAAGCCGCUUAUCUUGCCACCAAGAUCCACAAAGACAAUCCGGAGUCGCUUCUUCGCGCUCAGGAAACCCUCGGCAACAUCUCGAACUGCUUCGCGUACGGCCAGGAGGCUCCUACUUUCUUGCAAUGCACUCAUGGCGCACCUGGUGACAAGAUUGGAUGCGGAAAGAUGGUCUGCCCUGACUGCUGCGGAAUGUGUCCCAACCCGAUCUGCGCUGACGUUCAGUGCCGCAAGUGCAAGAAGAAUCCGUGGAUGGAGUGCAUCUGGCACGACGAGAACAUGAAUAGAGUUGCUAUCUAA